Messenger RNA from Clupea harengus (Atlantic herring), 3585 nucleotides. RefSeq names its product Wnt ligand secretion mediator (gene wls). Bases 201 to 1853 code for a protein of 550 amino acids. Gene Ontology annotation, cellular component: organelle membrane; endomembrane system. NCBI's taxonomy places the organism in Eukaryota, Metazoa, Chordata, Actinopteri, Clupeiformes, Clupeidae. The transcript has 12 exons. Gene Ontology annotation, biological process: Wnt signaling pathway; intracellular protein transport; Wnt protein secretion. Gene Ontology annotation, molecular function: Wnt-protein binding. The record is from RefSeq and is a predicted model, not a curated record.
CGAUGUGUGCCACUCCGGCUUCCUCGUAGUGCAGGAUGCAGAACAGGUCAUGUGACUCUGCCCCAUCACCACGACCAAGGGCUUGGAUCUUACAGGCAACACAUUUGAAAUCUUGCUUUAGAUCAGCAGGCAACGACAAGCUGAGAUCUUUCUUAAGAGAAAUACCUGUGUGUUGACAAGAACGGAACAAAAUCUUAAAGAUGGCAGGGGCCAUUAUUGAAAACAUGAGCACGAAAAAGUUGGUGAUCGUCGGAGUUAUCCUCCUUCUUUUCCAAGUGUUUUCAUUUAUGGUGGGAGGCUUAAUAGCACCAAGCCCAACCACCGCUGUCCCUUACAUAGCUACGAAGUGUGUUGAUGUCGUCCAUCACAACCAGAAGAACAAUAAAUGGUUCUCCCCCUGGGGUCCCAACCAGUGCAACAAGAUCCGGGAUUUUGAGGAGGCCACAGUGAAGAGGAUCGAGGCCAAUAAUAUUGUGUUUGCAGUCCACAUCCCUGGACCCAACAAAGAGAUGAGCGCUUGGUUCCAGUUCAUGCUGGUCAUCCUCCAGUUUGACAUCGCAUUCAAAAUGUACAACCAAAUUGAGGAUGGAGCUGUGGUGACCAUUGAUGUGGGUUUGGCCUAUAGAGAUGAUUCACUCAGUGAGUGGACCCAGAUGGCACACUCCAUUGAGCAGCGGAAGUUGAGCUGCAAUUUCACAACAGAAAAGAUCAUAGAAAAUGAGGGACGAUACUAUGAAUGUGACCUCUUGCCUUUUAUGGAAGUGGGCAAUGUUGCUCACAAGUACUACCUUCUUAACAUUCGACUGCCCGUGAACGAGCGGAAAAGGGUGAAUAUCGGUAUUGGAGAGAUAAAGGACAUAAGACUAGUGGGAAUCCAUCAGAAUGGUGGCUUCACAAAGGUGUGGUUUGCCAUGAAGACUUUUCUGACCCCCAGCAUUCUCAUCAUCAUGGUGUGGUACUGGAGGCGCAUCACGCUGAUGACACGUCCACCCGUCCUCCUGGAAAGGAUGAUCUUUGCUCUGGGUAUCUCGAUGACCUUCAUCAACAUCCCUGUAGAAUGGUUCUCCGUGGGUUUCAACUGGACAUGGAUGCUUCUGUUUGGAGACAUUCGCCAGGGCAUAUUCUACGCCAUGCUUCUGUCUUUCUGGAUCAUCUUCUGUGGAGAGCAUCUAAUGGACCAGACGGAGAGGAACCGCUUCUCCGUGUACUGGAAGCAGAUCGGCCCCAUCGUCUUUGGCUCCUUCUGUCUUUUCAUCUUUGACAUGUGUGAGAGAGGAGUGCAGUUGAAAAAUCCAUUCUUCAGCAUCUGGGCGUCUGAAGUGGGGACAGAAUUGGCUAUGGCCUUCAUCAUUGUGGCGGGGAUCUGUGCUUGCCUGUACUUCCUCUUCCUGUGUUUCAUGGUCUUCCAAGUGUUCCGCAACAUUAGCUGCAAGCGCUCAUCGCUCCCCGCCAUGACCAAAGCUCGCCGGCUUCAUUACGAGGGUCUAAUCUUCCGUUUCAAGUUCCUUAUGCUCGUCACCCUGGCAUGUGCUGCAAUGACCGUCAUCUUCUUCAUCAUCAGUCAGGUGAAUGAAGGUCAUUGGCAUUGGGGAGACUACACGGUUCAGGUGAACAGUGCCUUCUUCACUGGGAUCUACGGCAUGUGGAACCUCUAUGUGUUUGCUCUUCUGUUCCUGUAUGCACCAUCACACAAACUCUACGGCGAUGAGCAGUCUAGUGUAAACGCGAAUCUGAUCUGUUCCGGAGGUCAUGGAGCCAACAGUGGAGAAGACAUUCAGCUGACCACCACCAUCACUCACGUGGAUGGACCAACAGAGAUCUACAAGAUGACGGGCAAAGAGGCCCAGGAGUAGCCGCCGCCGCCUCCUCCUCCGCCUGCCUUUUAACCCAUCACACCUACACUCUCAUCCAAUCGCUUUUUCUAUCCACCAGUACCUGUAUGUUACCCAAAAAGAAAAGGUCUGGAAAAGAUCCAAAUUUAGAUUUUUAUGGAAUUUCACAGUUAUAAAAAAAUAUAUAUAUAUAUAUAACAGUAAGUCUAACACACUUGAUGGGGCCUUUCCCCCAUGGAAGGUUGGGGUAGUUCAAAUGUAUUAGAGUAUGACUGGUGAUUCCAUUGGUAAUGCCAAUUGGUAUAUCUUGAAAAUGAGAGGGAAAAGGGAAAAAUGACAUUUAAGGCUACGUCUUUCCUCUUGCACUUUGCCAUUUUAAGGUUCUUUAGGCUGUAAGUAUCUCGGUACAAAUGAAAUCUUUACACAUCUCUAAUAAUUUUGUCUUGAAUUAUGUCCCCGUAAAUUCUCUUUCUCAUUUAGCAUGUGCACAUUGCCCAUUUUGUCAAGUAUUUCUUUCAGAGCAGUAGUUUCUCAGAGUUAGUCAUUCUGAUGUGAUGUGUGACCAUGCAUUUAUCACCUCCAUCAUGGAGCUUAUGUUUUCAGUUCAGUUCAGUUCGGUUUGUUUGUUUGUCAUUAGAAUCACGCAAAAUUGAUUUUCAUGAUUUUAUGGAGGGGUGUGGCAUAGGCCAAGUAAAAAGCCCAUUCAAUUUUGAAGCAGAUCUGAAUCAAGGCGUGAACCUUCAAAUUAUCUUUUUGCUUUUGUUUCCAUUGCAAGAUGGUUGAAGAUCUGUGCUGUCCGAGUGCCUCUCUAGUUUAGUUCUCUUUUCUUUUAGAUGUGUUGCAUACUAUGUAAACCAUUUCUUAGCUAUUUAGUGACUGUGCUCAGAGGAUUUUACCAGACCAAGGGCCAGAUGUAUCAAUCUUUGCAUACAACUUGUCAAGGUCGGAUACACAUAGAAAUGUUCUAGGUAAACAUCCCCAUGGAAGACACGCCUUUUUGAAAUUCAAGUCAAAUUACUCCUAACAUGCUAAUUAAAGUGAGGGGUUCAAUUAAUAUAUGGACAACUCCGCUUUACUGAGAUCCUGCACUUCUCCAUUUUGAAAUGUGCGCCAUACACUGCUUUUACAAAGAAUGAGCAAAUCCUUCAGGCCGUGACUCUAUGUAGUAUGUACGGUCGUGGUGGAGUCUGAAAUAAUGUCAGUAUUGAUUUUAAUGGAAGCUGAUAAACCUGUAUUUCAAUAGGAGUACAGUCAACUACUCCAGUUACAUUGGCUGAAAGAACAUGCUAAUAUUGGCCUCCAUGCUGUUUAAUAUACCUUGAGGUCAACCUGGCGAUUCUUCUCCAUUCAGUUGGUAUGAUGGUUAUAUGACCUAUUCAGUUACGACAGUAUUAGACCCACAAAAGGAACAAUACAUAUGCAAGAAUUCCUAUCCACAAGGAUUGAUACACGGGCCGUUUAGCAUACUUGAAUCGACAUUUAAUUCCUCUUGGUUUCGCCAAUCUUCAAAUUACGAAUAUAAUGUGUACACCCCCUUGAGACCAAGCACAGAGGUACAUGUUUUUCCAUGAUGUAUCUUUUCAUAAGGAUCGUUUUCUACGUAGCAACGUGCUCAGCACAAUGCGUAUGCACUGUUGAUAUAUGUGGCCCCGCAUGUAAUCUGGCCUCACUCUUUUUGAACUGCAAAUAUGUAAUGUAUGUUAGACUGCAAAUAUAUUUUAUCAAGUGUUUAAUAAAGAUGAGUUUUACAUUG